Molecule: messenger RNA, 4026 nt
Organism: Aquila chrysaetos chrysaetos
Lineage: Eukaryota; Metazoa; Chordata; Aves; Accipitriformes; Accipitridae
Gene: CD274
Product: CD274 molecule
Exons: 9
Coding region: 1047-1979 (310 amino acids)
Biological process (GO): cellular response to lipopolysaccharide; immune response; positive regulation of T cell proliferation
Cellular component (GO): external side of plasma membrane
Source: RefSeq, a predicted model, not a curated record
GCGCGGCCGGCGGGUGCUCCCUGAGGGAGGGCAGCGGCCGCCGCCAUUUGAAAAGUCCCUGUAGGGGAACGGCACCGCUUGUAUGUGGCUGGGCCCUUAGUUUCUGUAACCAGGUUAACGCUUCGCCUCGCCUUUUUUUUGUUUUCUUUCUGAGCUAAAUCCUCCAGCGGUCUGAAAAAAAUGCGGUUCCGUUCGAGUGGGACUGGUACCACGUGCGUUUUUAACCGAGGAGUAUCGUGGCACUGGAGUGACGUUGCAGGUUUCGGGCAACUCCGGAAAUACACGUGUGAAGAACCGGCGGGUUUCGUCCUGUUCUUGCAGCUUGGAAACUGUCCCGAGAAACUUCCAACAUCUCUUCUCCACGUGAAAUAUAUACACGGGCCCUGGCAGGUUCACAACUCGGGCAUGAUGCAACCAUGUACUAAGUGUAAGUUAGCAGAGUAAGGAAUUCAAUGCUUUUGACACUCAGGCUUCUUGUCUUACUCUGCCGUUCAUCAUGGGUCAGAAUGUUUUUGUGGCACCAUCAUAAUUAAAGGCUGACUUUGAAAUCCAAAGAAAUUAAAUUUUUGUAAUUAAAAAAGUGUUGAGACAAAAAUUAUGCUCUGCCAGCUGGCUUUUUAAAGAGUGAUACAAAUAUUGGAUAGGAUUCCCGGGAUUCUUUUGGCGCUAAAGAGUACCUCAUUAAAUUUUCCAACACCAGUCAAUGAGAAUAUAUGGCAUUUCAAACACCGUCUUAUAGUGGAAUUUGCCAUCUCACCUUACAACAAGAAUUAAUCAUCUUUUUCCAGAAAGAGUCUUCUAGUUCAAGAUUCAGUUGUAAUACUGUGAGUGGGCUGUCAAGUGGAAAGAAGAAAAUACUUUCUGAAAACUUUUAAGUGGUCAUUUCACAGUAUUUUAACUCUUCCGAGAAUCUCAACCCUUUUCUGAGAUAUGCAAAGACAACAUAACUGGGUGAACGUACCCUGAAACAUAGGCUUAAAGUUCUGGUUUGUGCUGUUCACCAGGGUAUCCCACUACGAUCCGCAAGUUAAUGUUCUAUCUACAUCAUGGAAAAGCCUUUGCUUUUAUAUAUAUUUUUACUCUACUGGCAUUUCCUAAAUGCUUUAUUCACAGUUGAAGCUCCCCAGUCACUCUACACUGUGGAACAUGGUAACAAUGUGACCAUGGAAUGCACGUUUCCAGUGAAUGGGAAAUUAAAGUUUGGAGAUUUAAGUGUCAGCUGGGAAAAGAAAGAUAAGUUAAAGAAGCAGGUUUAUGUACUUCUUAAAGGAGAGGAAGACUUCGAAAGUCAGCACAGUGACUUUAGGGGAAGAAUAAAAUUGUUAAAGGAGAAUCUGAACUUGGGACAGUCUCUUCUUCAGAUCACUGAUGUGAAGCUCAGAGAUGCAGGGUUUUACCGCUGUCUUAUUGGCUACGGGGGAGCCGACUACAAGACAAUUAAUCUGAGAGUUAAGGCUCCUUAUAGAACCAUAACCCAAGGAGUGGUGAGCACAGGAGGCAACAAAUGGAAGUUGACAUGUCAGUCAGAAGGAUAUCCACAAGCUGAAGUGAUAUGGCAAAACAGAGAGUAUGAAGAUUUGACUGAUAAGGCAAACACAAGUUAUGAAACUGGAAGUGACCAGCUGUAUCGUGUGACAAGUACCCUUACAAUCAAAAGUAGAACUGAUGAGAUUUUUUACUGUAUAUUCUGGAACAAAGAGCUGCAAGAAAAUACAUCUGCGGUUUUACACAUAGCAGAUUCAGCUGAUGGUGUUCUGUGGACUGAGAGCAGACGUUUUGUUGGAGCAAUUCUCAUUGUGACUGCUUUCUUUGGAUCAGUGCUUCUAGUUAUGCUCUGCCUUAGAAAAGCUAGAGCAAAUAAGGACAACAGAACACCUGUGGCUACUUCAUCAACAGCAAAGCUGUCACAAGAUAAGGAUACAUAUGACUGCAGAGAUGCUUCUUUUGAAGACAAAGAGCUGAAAUGUAAGUAUAAAUGAUAAAGGGAAAAAUAGUAACAAAUUGCACACAGCAUAAAUCAUCCAUGGUCAUCAGAGCCUUCAUUCAUGGCUGAUUUGUUUAGUCCCUUGUUUCAACAGACAGAGUCUUCAAGAGAAGUACAGCCUCCCAUUCUCUGUCUUACAAACUCACCAUCAUAGCUCAUUGUGUACUGGGAGUUGUAUCAAAUAAUUAAUCUGGUUUAAAAAAGAAAAAGAAAAGCCAUGCGAAGGAAAAUGUGAUGUGGAGAUAUGUAACAACCCAAAUUAGUCUUUUCUCUAGCUCGCACUUUUGCUACAGAAACAGUUGUGCCAGCACAACUGAAGGAGUGGUGAUGGCAAUGGGGAGGGAGACCUUAACCCAUCAUGGCCACUCGAGCAAGUCUGAAGCUGUGAGAUUCUGUCUCAGCAAAGAAAGAAAAUAAAUGACCGAAUCUCUGAAAUCUCUGAAACAUACUGUGGUGUGGAACAGAAGGGUGAAGUUAUUGAAGUUUUUCUUUCAUGUUCUUGCUGAGUUCUAAAGCAGUUAUAUUAAUUACAUCCCAAAUCCCUCCCUGCUACACUUUAGUGUAGUAAACAUAAACAAAGGUAAGCCUGCUGGUCCCGCAGGUAGAGAUGUCCAAGUCAAGGAGUUAAGGCCUGGGGAUAUGCUGCUAGGGGUACCACCAGAUAGAGCACUGAAUGUAUUUGAAAGACUUUAAAAGAAGAUUUUAAAAGAAUGGGGGACCUAAGCCACAGCAAUUUCACUGUAUUUGCUAAAGAGUGCUUCCCGCCAGUGUGUUUGAACUACCACUUUAUUUCCUCCCAUGAUCAUCAUCUCUUUCUAUUUGGCCUUUUAAGUAAUUUCAUUUUAGAUCUUUAAUUUUGACAAUGAAGGAAAUUUUUUUGUUACUUCCAAACUCUAGGAAAGAGUCCCAAAGCCAUGAACUGUUUUGUGACUUCAUCAUUUUGUAAUUUGAUAAUUUAUUCAUGUAAUUCUUCCUUUUACAGAUAUGCAAAUUGAGAAGACCUAGAGAAAGCAGGGGAAGCUUUUUUCCUCUGUGGUGAAAGUUUGACAGCUCAGAUGUUCUGUGUUCUGUCUGUUAAGGGGAUAUUUUUUUAAUUUCUGUUCUGCGAUGGCAAUCUUCUUCCAUAUUGUUGUAACUCAGGAAAAACUGCAGUGAAUUUAAUAGAAUUAUUAUAGUGUAAAAAGUCCUUGAAUUCAGGCUUCUGUGUAUGUGACUAGGUUUGGAGGUAUUUAUUUAAAUAUCCAAGUUUCUGCUUUCUCAAGUUUAUGCAAUGUCAAAGACACGUCAAAAAGUUCUUUUAAGGUAAAGCACUUUAGGUCUAUGACCAUCAUGAAUUUCAUAGCUAGUUCUUGAAUAGGCCACCUUCUGGGCUUUCUUUUUUUCUUUUUUUUUUUUUUUUCCCCACCUGAGCUCUCAGUUCCUUGCAGAGAUUUUGUUUUGCAGCUUUCAAACAGUUUUUUCAAUACUUUGAUCCUCAUAAAAGAUAAGGGUGCAGUAAGACAAGAUGCCGUACAGACAGGGCAAUUUCUGUCCUUACUGUAGAUCUUAAAAUACUGGAUACUCACAGCUAAGCCUGAAAUAGAUGCUGUAACCCUCUUGGCAACUAUGGCUAGGCAAUUAUUAGAUAAUACUGAUCUUCUUGGUCUCUUUCUCUGAAAAGUGUUUUGGGAAUUUAAUUUCCUUGUGAUAUAGCUGGCACUACUUGGUUACCGCUCAUUACUAUUCUGAUUUACCAUUUGGGGAUAGUGCAACGCUUUGGACAUUCUGGAAGAAUGGCUCUUGAUUUGGACUGCCUUUUUGUUUAUCUUGGGAACAGAAGAAAGAGAACCUUCUCACUUCUAGGACAUGAAAUAAAUGCUCAUGUGAUUACUUAAGAAAUGCUGAGGGAACAUGCUCCUGGAUACCAUUUCUUAAGCUAUUGCCUUGUUACAUUUUGCUAGGUGCAAAAUAGCUUUUUUUUUUUUUGGUCAUACACAGAUGAAAAUUAUUUAUUACAAUGCUAUUCACAGUUAUAUUUUUUUAAUAAAAUAUGUUGUGUUUUU